Molecule: messenger RNA, 3205 nt
Organism: Podospora pseudopauciseta
Lineage: Eukaryota; Fungi; Ascomycota; Sordariomycetes; Sordariales; Podosporaceae
Exons: 4
Coding region: 674-3205 (843 amino acids)
Biological process (GO): protein deubiquitination
Cellular component (GO): nucleus; cytosol
Molecular function (GO): cysteine-type deubiquitinase activity
Source: RefSeq, a predicted model, not a curated record
UCCCACUGUGGUGUAAGGGUGGAAAGUACAUACAGGAACCUGUCCAUCCAGGUUGAGCUGCAUGUCCCAAGGCGCCUCAACGUCCACUGCUCCUUCUCUCGACAUCUCCUCUGCCGUAGCUCCUGGCUUCUGUCCACACCCUAACUGUCCAGACCUCCGUCCGACGGAUGUUUCGAAAGCUCAGCCCUUCUUUGGCCCCAAUUGUCAUUAUCGAUAAGCCACCGUCCAAGGGUCGCAGCGCCGAGAGCUAGCUUACCUUGUCGAUUGCAUCAAGCAUCUUGAUCCUGCGCAUCUUUCUUCCGAGUAUCCGUAUCCACCCUUAAUCUACCCAGACGCGAAAGAUCAAAGAGGAACAUAUCGAAUACCGCAUACCGCAUACACAUAUUCGGAUCACACGAGCAAGAACGCGCUGCGGCAUUGGCCCGAUCUUGCGACUCCAAAGCCAUUGCGCAACCCCUACGCGCAUACGCCAUCCGUCUUCCGAGCGUUCCCGUCGAGCUUUGCUCUAGUCCGUUCCAUAGCUCCUACAUAUAUCAGACUCGUCAACACACAUUCGGUUGAUCCUACUGCCGCCCCGUCCUCACGACGACGGCUCUGCGGCGGUCGAAUAACGACCGACCCUCCCCGCCUGACAAGUGACGCGCCGCCGGGUUAGCAUUUUUCGGCGCUCACAAUGGCGGGGUUCUUCCAGAAACUUAAGGGUGCCGGCACUGCAAACUCCAAGUCUGACAGCACCACAUCGUCAAAGGGAAAGGCAAAAGAAAAGGAUGAUCCCGCGCUGGACUUGACCCCGGUGGAAAGGCUUCUCCAGAAUGCCGGAGCAAUUAGGCCAGAUGGAAGUGACAAGUUCUUUGGGUUGGAAAAUUUUGGAAACACAUGCUACUGCAACUCAAUACUACAGGCACUCUACUAUUCCGAGCCUUUUCGAGAAAAUGUCCUCAACUAUCCUUCACUCCCCCCGAACAACGGCCUCAACGGCGCACCCAAGAAGGUUAACGUGACAAUACGAGAACCGGUACAGCCUAAUCCAAAAGACCCAAAGGGUAAAGCACUCUCGGCGCAAGCAAAACAGCGCCAGGUGUUGGGAGGCGGGCAGCUUGCGCCCGGUGGCGUCACACCUGUGCGUCCCGAGGACAGGCCGGAUGCGCCCGAGUAUAAGAAGAAGCAGGCCAUGAUCAAGGGUCCAGUGCUGGAGCUUGCGCAGGAGAACCCGGAUACAUACGGCAUGCAGGAAUGCACAUUCACCGGCCUUAAGGAUAUAUUCACGGCCCUUAUCGAGAGCCAGUCUCGUACCGGUGUUUUAAGCCCCCAGCGGUUUCUGGAAAUUUUCAAGCGGGACAAUGAGAUGUUCCGAAACUCUAUGCACCAGGACGCCCACGAAUUUUAUGGCCUAAUCCUGAAUGAUGUUAUCGCCAACGUCGAGGCAAACGCUAAGCGCAUGCGGGUGGAGCAAGCAGAAGGGAGCGGCAAAGACGGCCCACUAUCUUCACCAGACACCGCAUCAGUACACAACAGCAACGCAAUCGAUUCAAGAACUCCAGCGGCCGGGUGGGUGCACGACAUAUUUGAAGGCGUUUUGACAUCCGAGACCAGAUGCUUGACCUGCGAGGCAGCCUCGCAACGAGACGAGACAUUCCUGGAUCUAUCGAUUGAUCUCGAGGAACACUCAUCAGUAACGUCAUGCCUACAGAAGUUCUCCGCUGAGGAAAUGCUGUGUGAACGUAACAAGUUCCACUGUGACCAUUGUGGUGGCUUGCAAGAGGCUGAGAAGCGGAUGAAGGUCAAGAAGUUACCAAAGGUUCUGGCAUUGCAUCUGAAAAGAUUCAAGUAUACAGAGGACUACAGCCGGUUACAGAAGCUCUUCCACCGGAUAGUAUACCCUUAUCAUAUCCGUAUGUUCAACACUACAGACGACGCCGAAGACCAGGAUCGGCUGUAUGAGUUAUACGCGGUUGUUAUCCACAUCGGCGGUAAUGCUUAUCACGGUCACUAUGUGUCGGUUAUCAAAACCAAGGAUCGGGGUUGGCUUCUGUUUGAUGACGAAAUGGUUGAACCGGUGGACAAGCACUUUGUCAAGAACUUUUUCGGCGACAAACCAGGAAUGGCAUGUGCCUAUGUAUUGUUUUACCAAGAGACCACGUGGGAGAAGGUACGGGAAGAGAUGGAUGCCGAAGGGUUGGAUCAAGUGCGGGAAGCAAGUGAAGCGGCAGAUCUCGCAGCAACCACAGUGACGGCCGAACAGACCAACGGCACACACCCGCCACCACUGACGAGACUGAGCACCCAACCGUUACCAACUCUGGAGGAAAACGAGACGCUGGCCACGUUGGAGCAGACAAAGUCGGCACCGCUCGACAGUAUAAGCCCAGUGUCUGUACUGGCCUCGCCAGUAAAACAACCAGCCGGACCAGAAGGCUAUAGCCACCCCUUAGUCGCCGCCCCACCACCGGGAUCAGCAGUCAUGACCAAAGCCGACGAGGCAGCAACCGUACCGGCCAAGUCCAAGGAGGAAAUCAAAAAGGAGCAAAAGAUGCAAGAAAAGGCUGAGAAGGCCCGGAAAGCAGCUGAAAAAGCAGCCGAAAAGGAGGCAGCUAAACUCGCCGCCAAAGAGAGACUGUUCGACAAAUCCCGCGAUUCUACAACAGAAGACGAGGAAGAAAAGCGCCGGAAGAAGGACGCCACAACAACCGGGUCUGACUCAUUUGCUGCUGUGGACAGCCCCUCUGUUGAGAAAGACAGCAACAACAAGUUCACCCCAACGGGGUUCUUUAACCGGGCAGGUCGGAACAGCAAGACGAUGACACGGAAGAGUCUUGCGUUUCUCAAGACUGGGGACAAGGACAAGGAGAAGGACAAGAACAAUGCCGAUAAAGCGGAUAGGAGUGACAGGAGCGACAAGACGGAGAGCAGGGCUAGUACUGCUGCUGGGGAGUCGUCGAGUAAUGGUGGCCAUGAUGCUGUGCUGCCUCCUGUACCGGCUUUGCCUUAUCUGAAUGGUGUUAGGAGCAAUGGGACUGCGGGACAAAACGGGCAUUCUUCCUCUUCUUCUCCUGGGGUUGGGCCCUCACGGUCGGACACGGCGCCACCCGAGUUGUUUGGGGGGAGUCCCACGAAGGACAGGGACGGUCACAAACCGGCUUUGAUGGAGAGGUUUACGUUUGGGUUGGGGAAGAAGAAGAGCGGGAAGUUUUUGGGGUUGUCUUAG